AUGGCGUCCCUUGAUCCGAAGGGCGACGUCGCCUUAGGGCCAACACAUGCUUCAUUGGUAACGGCAGAUACUGCCGACGAAAAAGACUCCAACAAUCGAAGAACCAGUGACAAAAGCUCAAGCCUAGAAAAGCCGACCUCAGAAGAUGCCAAGACAGACGAAUCAGAAUAUCCUGCGGGUGCUCGCCUCGCGGCCAUCAUCACUGCGCUCGCGCUCGCCAUCUUCCUCGUCUCUCUCGACCUGACAAUCGUCGCAACUGCAAUUCCCAAAAUCACCGACCAGUUCAACGGCCUCUCGGACAUCGCCUGGUACAGCUCCGCCUUCUUCAUGACGAUGGGCGGCUUCCAGAGCGCCUGGGGCAAAAUCUACAAGUUCUUUCCACUGAAAACCAGCUACCUCAUCGCCAUCUUCAUUUUCGAGCUCGGAUCCCUGAUCUGCGCUGUUGCUCCCAGCAGCACCGCGCUCAUCGUCGGGCGUGCCUUUGCGGGUGUGGGCGCCGCAGGCAUUGGCUCAGGUUCAUACACUAUCAUCGGCUUCUCCGCCUCACCCAAGAGCCGGCCGAUGUUCACCGGGAUCGUUGGAACAAGCUACGGUGUUGCAGCGGCUGUUGGGCCUCUGAUCGGAGGCGCAUUUGCGGAUAAAGUGUCGUGGCGCUGGUGCUUCUACAUCAACCUGCCCAUCGGAGCAAUCUCUGCCUUCAUCAUCCUAAUCUUCUUCAAGGCCCCCCGCGCCGCGAAGCCACAGGCGGCAACUCUACGCGAGAAGCUCCUCCAUAUGGACCCCGUAGGCGCCGCUCUCGUGAUCGCAUUCGUUGUGUGCUACCUCCUCGCCGUGCAGGAUGGCGGUGUCAAGUUUCCCUGGAACUCUGCGCACGAGAUCGGCCUCUUGGUUGGCAGUGCGGCAAUCGUGGGCGUGUUUGUGCUGUGGGAAUGGUUCCAGAAAGACACGGCCAUGUUUCCGUUCCGCCUCGCGAAGCAAAGGGUUUACAUCGUCGAGUCGGUCUUUUCAUUCUUCUACUCCGGCGCGUACUACUUGGUGCUGUACUACCUCCCAAUCUACUUCCAGAGCAUCGACAACGCCAGUGCCCAGUCAAGCGGAGUGAGAAACCUGCCCCUUAUUGUCGCCGUUGUCAUCUCCAUGCUCUCCAGCGGCACUUACAUCUCCGCCACUGGCAUCGCGGCGCCGAUCAUCGUUGCCGGGACUGCCCUGUCGACGAUAUGCACAGGGUUGCUUUACACACUGGAUAUUGGCACCUCAGAGGGCAAGUGGAUUGGCUACCAGAUCGUUGGCGGCGUGGGCUGGGGGAUUGCGUCCCAGAUCCCCAUCAUCACGGUACAAGCUACGGCCCCGGCCACAGAUCUCGCUGAGGUGACAGCCAUGCUGUUGUUCCUCCAGACGGUCGGCGGUGCGGCGAUGGUUUCUGCUGCUCAGGCUGGUUUUGUCAACAUCAUGAUCAACAAUCUUCCCAGGACGGCACCAGGUGUCAACCCAGCUCUCGUGGUGGGCACCGGCGCGACGGAUUUGCGGAGAGUGUUCUCGAAGGACCAAAUUGCUAGGAUCUUAGUGGCGUACAUGCAAGGUCUGAAAGCCUCGUUUGCGAUUGGCAUUGCGUCGUCAGGGAUCGCCCUGAUCAUUAUUGUCUUGUUCCAGCGAUGGAACAAGUUGAAUAUAGCGGCUAUCGCUGGUGGAGGUGCAGCUUGA
This is a messenger RNA of Trichoderma virens Gv29-8, 1701 nucleotides long. RefSeq lists its product as uncharacterized. The transcript has a single exon. Bases 1 to 1701 code for a protein of 566 amino acids. Gene Ontology annotation, biological process: transmembrane transport. The record is from RefSeq and is a predicted model, not a curated record. Gene Ontology annotation, molecular function: transmembrane transporter activity. NCBI's taxonomy places the organism in Eukaryota, Fungi, Ascomycota, Sordariomycetes, Hypocreales, Hypocreaceae.